This is a messenger RNA of Gorilla gorilla gorilla (western lowland gorilla), 4431 nucleotides long. RefSeq names its product translation machinery associated 16 homolog (gene TMA16). Lineage: Eukaryota; Metazoa; Chordata; Mammalia; Primates; Hominidae. Gene Ontology annotation, cellular component: nucleus. The record is from RefSeq and is a predicted model, not a curated record. The coding region runs from base 2793 to 3404 and encodes 203 amino acids. The transcript is spliced from 7 exons.
UCAUUAUUAUCUUUAUUCUUGCUCUGUAUAAUUCAUGUUUGUAUUUGCUACAGUGUAUUUUGAACAUAUACAGUAUAUUUUUAACAUGUCUAUAAUCAAUGUUAUUUAGGGGUUGAAUCUGAAUGAGGAAAAUAUGAAGAUUUAUUUCUAAAACCCAACUAAAAAUAAAAAAUAAAAGUUUCAAGAUAUAUGGUUUAUUGAGUUGUUGGCAAUUUGAAGUUUAGGAAUGGGUUAGGAGUAGGUAGGAAUUUUAUGAUCAAUAGAGCAAUCAGUAACAGCUAAAAUAGCCAGAAGGAAAAUUUAAUAAUUAAAAGAUUUGCAGUAACAUAGAACUUAGGAGGGUGAUCUCCACAGGGCCAGACUUAGGGAAUGGGGUAGGGUGGGUGAAAGAUGGCUUCACAGGAAGUGGCUAAAGUAUGGAGCUAGGGUGUAAAUAUUCUAGAUUAAUUGGAGUCUUUCACAGAGUACUGUCAUGUGCAUGUAACAAUGUUUCGGUCAUGGACUGCAUUACAAUGGUGAUCCCAUGAGAUUAUAUUAUAUUUUUACUGUACAUUUCUUAUGUUUAGAUACACAAGUACUUACCAUUGUGUUACAAUUGCCUACAGUAUUCAGUAGAGUAACAUGCUGUACAGGUUUGUGGCCUAGGAGCAAUAGGCUAUACCAUACAGCUUAGGUGGGUAGUAAGCUAUACCACGCAGGCUUGUGUAAGUGUGCUCUAUGACAUUCACAUGACAAAAAACAAACAACAAAACCCCCAUUGAAAUAUUUCUCAGAAAGUAUCCCCGUCCUUAAGUGAUGCAUGAAUGUGCUGCCUCCACAGUAUAUAUUCAAAGGUGACCUUCAUUGCGUAGAUUCACACACACAAAAAAAGCCAUGUGAAAAUACCCUGCCCCUAGAUUUAGGAAUCUUCUGGACACACUCUUGUUUACAAUUUAAAUUAUUUCCAAAAAUUGAUAUAUCUGUCGAUUAAAUACAAGUAUUUGUGCGGCAGGAGAACAGGGUCUGGAAGCAGGGAACCUAGGACUAAUUUGUGCUGACGGGAUAUCAGUUGAAAGACUACUCCGCUUUCAACCCCUCCUUUUUCUGCAUGGCAGUUGCUGCCUGGCAGUUGCAAGCCCUUCUUUUUCUGUGUGGCAGUUGAAAAAUGAAAGUGCCUCAGAUUGGUCCCCUUCCUCAACCAAUCAGACUUGUGGCAGACCAAUGGGAAACCUCUAGGAGGCAUUUAAACCCCAGGAAAUUCUGCAACCUGUGCUUUUGAGCAGCUUGCCACAGCCUGCUCCCACGCAGUGGAGUAGUGUACUUUCAUUUAAAAUAAAUCUCUGCUUUCGCUGCCUUGCUUUAUUUGUGUGUUUUGUCCAAUUAUUUGUUCAAAACGCCAAGGACCUAGCCAACUACCCUCAACUGGUAACAGCUGCACACACAUAUCAAGGUACACCAGCUUCACCCUGCCUGGAGCUUCUUCCCAUGCCUAGUUUUCUCUUACAAUUCCGGUCUUUGCUCAAUUAUCACUUCUAAAAGAGGACUUUAUAGAGACCACCAUGUGUAAAACAGAUUUUCUACAUGCCCCCGCCAGCUAAUUUUUGUUAGAGUACUUAUAUUAUUUGAAAUAAUAUUUUUACAUGCCUCCCUCCCCUGGAAAAUGAGCUGAGUGAGGGAUAUUGUUGGAGUAUCCCCAAUACCAGGCACACAGUAGGCAUUCAAUAAAUAGUUUUUGAAUGAUUACAUUGUCUACGGAAUUCUAACAUGUAUGGGUGAAACAAAGACUCGCACAUGCUGUGAGAAAAAAACAAAAACUGGGUUGGCAGAGGCCUUGAAUAUGAGGAAGUGGCCCUUCCGGAUAAAGAAACUAAGACUCGGCCGGGCGUGGUGGCUCAGGCCUGUAAUCUCAGCACUUUGGGAGGCCGAGGCGGACGGAUCACCUGAGAUCAGGAGUUCGAGACCAGCCUGGCCAACACGGCGAAACCCCGUCUCUACUAAAAAUACAAAAAAAAAAAAAAAAAAAAUCAGCCGGGCGUGGUGGCGGAGGCCUGUAAUUCCAGCUGUUCGGGAGGCUGAGGCAGGAGAAUCGCUUGAACCCGGGAGGAAGAAAGAAAGAGAGAAAGAGGGAAUGAGGGAAGGCGGGAAAGAGGGAAAGAAGAAAAGAAAAGAAAGGAAAGAGAAGAGGGGCGGGGCAGGUCAGGGCAGGGCAGGGCAGGGCAAAAAAAGACUCAAUGCAGGAAAGGACUUGCCCAAGGUAAUCUAGUACGUGGAAAAGCAGAAGGCAGGAGCCUGUGUCGCGCAAGAGCUCCGGGGAGCCAACACCGAGCGGCCCUUUUGAGAGGGUCCCAGCCCCUGAGAUGCGGGAGCCCGCAAGAGGGAACCUCUUGUCUGAAGAGGUUGCUGCGCUCUGGAGUCGUGCUCUGGGACAGAUGGGCAAGCUCCGCUCUUGGGGCCGGAAGCGUGUAGCGUCUCCACCCGGGCUCCAAUCCCCAGCCUCGCACUCAGCACCAGGCAGAGUUCAGCCUCCUGCCGCAAGCUCCCUUCCGCCGCUCCCGACGAGCACGCAGGUCUGGCUGUCCGUUGGGCUAGCUAGGGCUUAAAAGCCCAACACGGGCGAAAAAGACGCGGUCUCAGUUAACGGGGACGCUUUAGAGCAACGCACUCGCCUCUCCUGUUCCGGUUGGGUUGGCGCCGGCUUCUCAGGCGCCACGUGGGAUUCGGCCCGGGUGCUCUUGUGAGCUGCUGCUCCUGCGGUUGGUGAGAUUACCUGGGUCUAGAGUGCGGAGCUGCUCCGUGGCCACGAGGACGUCACCAUGCCCAAAGCACCAAAGGGAAAAAGUGCAGGACGGGAAAAAAAAGUCAUCCAUCCAUAUAGUAGAAAAGCAGCUCAAAUUACGAGAGAGGCCCACAAACAAGAAAAAAAGGAAAAAUUGAAGAAUGAAAAGGCCUUGCGUCUCAACCUUGUUGGUGAAAAACUGCAAUGGUUUCAAAAUCAUCUUGAUCCCCAAAAAAAGAGAUAUUCAAAGAAAGAUGCUUGUGAACUAAUUGAAAGGUACUUAAAUCGAUUCAGCAGUGAGCUGGAGCAGAUUGAGUUACAUAACAGUAUCAGGGACAGGCAGGGGAGGCGGCACUGUUCCCGGGAGACUGUCAUCAAGCAGACGAUGGAGCGGGAGCGACAGCAAUUUGAAGGAUAUGGCUUUGAGAUUCCAGACAUUCUAAAUGCAAGUAAUCUGAAAACAUUUAGGGAAUGGGACUUUGAUCUGAAGAAAUUACCAAACAUUAAAAUGAGAAAAAUUUGCGCUAAUGAUGCAAUUCCCAAGACGUGCAAGAGGAAAACUAUUAUAACUGUAGACCAAGAUUUGGGGGAAUUGGAACUAAACGAUGAAUCAAGUGAUUCAGAUGAGGAAAUGACUGCAGUGGCCUAAUUGUCUUCACUUGAAUUGAAAAUAAAUAAUUUGAGAGCUUCAAAUUAUAUUCAUUGAUUAUGGUACCUAAUUGUCAAGAUACAAAAAUGUGAUACUGACAUUCUCUUAUAUGAUGAGAGUUUCAUUUGCGUUUCAAAAAUGGUGUUAUGAUACUUAUUUUAAAAUGAAGAUUGCUUUUCAUUUACAUUAAGUUGCUAAAAUAGAUAGACGUGAUCUGCAGAAGUUGUUUAGUCUUCAUCUGAAUUUCAGGCCGGGAGGGAGCAAUAUAACUAAGGACAAAAAAUGUUUUGUUUUUCUUGUGUAUUUAUGAUCACCUAAUUUCACGUUUUGUGAAAUGGACAGUAACCUGUUUCCUGAACGAUUCCUGUGGGUACUUUUUGAGCUGUGAUAAUAGCAAAAUUGUUUUUCGGUAAUAAUAUCACACUAAUGCUUCUUUUAAACAUUAAACCUAUUUUCCUUUUUUACAGAAUAAGGGAAAAUGUGAUAAGAAGUUUGUAUACAUUGCUGGAUUAUAGAUUAUUAUUUAUCUUUUGAACCAGAGCUAAAUGGUAAAAGAAAAAAAGUCAGUGAUGAUUGUUAUGUUGAUCUCCCACAAUUAAUUUAUCUUUUGACAAAGGGGAUAAAGAGUUUCAGUUUAGCUCCUUUUGAUUGUAUAUUAUUUUUUGCUUUUUUAUUGUGAAAAGAGGUUUUAUUUGUGGAGAGAGAAUUGAAGAUUAGAUAACCAGUGAUUUUAAUUAUGCUACUUUUUCUUCUAAGAGAUAAAUUGACAUAUCAUUCAGUAUUUUCAGUGUCAUGAAAAACAUGAAUGUUGUACAAUUUUCUUCCUCAAAAAACUUUUUAAAUGCAAGUAUCCUUAUUUUUUUUUAAAAGAGCACAAUGUAGGUGUAUUUGAGUAUUUUCAAGAAAAGAAUAAAAACAUUAAUGCAGUAUUAGGUUAACUGGAUAUCAACUAAGCCUUGUUAACAGUUAAAGUAUUAUAACUUUUUACUUCUGAAAAUUAAAAAUAAAAUUUAUUUCUGCAAUUUCA